GUUGUUUUCCUUCGAGCUCGUAACACGAUUUGGUUUGAUUCUUCUGAAUGGGAUCUUCCAUUGGCUAGAACUUUACCCUGGUCCGGGCCAGACGAAACCGAAUGUGGAACGCAAUGUCAAUUUCGAGUUCAGUUGAGCGUCCGCGUCCAUGGAAAACAUAGUCUCCUUCAACGGCAGCAGACCGAGCAGUUUAAACUACACGUAGCAGUUGACAUGGAUGCUUCAAUUGUGAAUCUGGUCUACAAGCGACUGGCGGGUGUGAGCGAUAUGCAGAACGCCGGUGGCAAUGGUUUCAUGUCGAUGGGUUUGUUACAGUCGGUCGUUACCAUUACGAUCACCAGAGAUACGUUGAUGAACACAAACCGUAUGGCAACACAAAUACUCUGCGAACUUGGUGAUCCACUUGGCUAUACCGGCAGAAAUCUACGCCCGUUUGUAUUCCAACUAAACACUGCCGGAGCGUUCCGCGAACUGGAUGAACCAAUCAAUGAUCAACCGGCCACAAGCCCGAAUGCAUCAGAAUCGAACUUAGAGCCUUCAUAUAAACCACAGUGGUCACAAUCAGAUGACCACCUGAAACGGUCCAAGAGGGCCACUGUAUCAAAGGACUCCGUCACAAUCACAGCGGAAGUGAUAUGUGGCAACGAGGACCAGGACUUGCGAGAUAACAAAGCGACAAUUACGUACAAACUUCAGCUGGCUGCAAAAAUUGAGUUGUCCUCAUCUGCUUUGGACCGAACCACAAUCGAUACGAGAAAUUUCACGGUUCAACUCUAUGAAAUGCAACGCAUACACCCGGAAACCUUGGGACCAGAAAUCAAACACAUCUAUCUGGUUUCUAACGACGGUCCGUCUCCCAUCGAAAACCUCUGGGUCAAUGUUUCGCUCCCAAUCCAGACAUCAGAAGGUGAACGACUAGGCUACAUCCUGGAUCGGGUCAGAUACCACGCUGAAGAUGGUGGACCUCCAUUGAUAGCAGCCACAGAACCGGAAGCAACACAAAUACUCUGCGAACUUGGCAAUCCACUUGGCUUUACCGGUAGAAAUCUACGUCCAUUUGUAUUCCAACUGAACACUGCCGGAGCAUUCCGCGAAUUCGAUGAGCCAGUCAAUGAUCAACCAACUACAAGUCCGAAAGCAUCAGAAGCUAGCUUAGAGCCUUCAUCUAAACCAUAUUGGUCACCAUCAGACGACCAUCUGAAACGGUCCAAGAGGGCCACUGUCUUAAAAGUCUCCGUCACAAUCACAGCGGAAGUGAUAUGUGGCAACGAGGACCAGGACUUGCGAGAUAACAAAGUGUCGAUUACGUACAAACUUCAGUUGGCUGAAAAAAUUGAGGUUUUCAUUCGCUGUCGUAUUGAUCAGUUAUCACGUGGCGACGCUGUGCGCAUUGUUAUCCGAGGCCACGUAUGGGCGGAUACGUUCUUCCGUCAUAAGAUUUCGGACCUGGCAAUUGUUAGUGAAGCGCGAUCCGAAAUGGCUUCCGUUGCAUUUGGCAUCUCUGUCCACGGGAAUCGGACCAUUGAACCUCUAGCAAUUUCGCAGAACUUUGUAUUCCAGGGUAUAAAAGUUCCUCUAUUCCGACAAAUCCCCUUAUGGCCGAUCAUCCUUGGAUGCAUCCUGGGAGCCGCUCUGUUAGCUUUCAUUAUCCUCGGAAUGUGGCGUUGUGGGUUCUUCCGACGUCGAAGGUGGUACGACAAUGCGGCAGGAAAUUCCAUGUCUGUGGUUCCAACUGAUUUGUAA
Messenger RNA from Opisthorchis viverrini, 1743 nucleotides. RefSeq lists its product as hypothetical. Gene Ontology annotation, cellular component: integrin complex; external side of plasma membrane. The record is from RefSeq and is a predicted model, not a curated record. The annotation marks the transcript as partial. Gene Ontology annotation, biological process: cell adhesion mediated by integrin; cell-matrix adhesion; cell-cell adhesion. Lineage: Eukaryota; Metazoa; Platyhelminthes; Trematoda; Opisthorchiida; Opisthorchiidae. Gene Ontology annotation, molecular function: integrin binding. The transcript is spliced from 5 exons.